UGCGCAGGCUCUGUGGAGGAGACGACAGGACGACUGCUGCUUAAUGCUCAGAAAACAACACUCUGAGCCUCGGCUGGCUUAGACAAGACGCCGUGGACUAGAACAGGGAGCCGGGCGGCCAUCACGACUGCAGCUUGUGUGUUUGUGAUGGGAAUGACUGUGUUCUUUCAUCCUGACUGAUGGUGGAUUCACUCUGACUAUAUCGGAAUAGGAGGGGCUUUUUUCAACCCAGAUACAGAAGGAGAGAUUCUUCUGCAGGGAUUGUUCCAGCGCCAUCCUCCACGUGACAGUGUGAUUACGAGGGCAUCAGGAUGGAGGCCCCUCUGGUGUGCCUGGAUGAAGAAUUCGAGGAUCUGCGGCCCUGCAAGAUGGAGGAGCUUGAAUGCGAACAACCUCCCUGUCGACCUCACAAAACCAUUCCCUUGGCCCCGCUAUGCCGUGAAGACUUCUCUGAGCUGGAGAACUUCUCCGAAAUGAUGAGCUUCAAGUCCAUGGAGGACCUGGUCAACGAGUUUGACGAGAAGCUGAACGUGUGCUUCCACAAUUACAACACCAAGACAGAAGGUCUGGCACCCGUACGCAACCAAUCACACGCUGAGGAGGAUGAGGAGAGGCUUCAGGAUGAAGAUGUGUGGGAUGCUCUGACUGACAACUACAUGCCCUCCUCUGUGUCCAGCUGGGACGACCCCACCUCGGAAACACUCAACGGCAACCUCUCAGAUCAGGAGAUACACGAAAAAGAGGAGGAUGAGAUGAACGAGAAGAAUGAAAAUGCCAACUGUCUGAAUGAAGAACCUCUUAUAACAGCUGAUCAGGUGAUUGAGGAGAUUGUGGAGAUGAUGGAAAACUCACCAGAUCCUGGAGAGACAGAGGAAGAGGAGGAGGAUGAUAUCGGGGUCUCUUCCUCUAAAAGCAGCCCGUCCCUUCUGGAGGAGAUCCGCAUGCUGUCUCAGGCUUCCAAUAACAACUGCUCCUACGAAGGUCUGAGGCUGAUGCCGAGCUCUGCACUGCUUGACAUCUUGUGCCGGAUGGAGGUGGCGAUUCGAGAGUAUUCAGAGGAACUGGUGGCUCAGCUGGCCCGGAGAGAUGAGCUGGAGUUCGAGAAGGAGGUGAAGAACACCUUCAUCACAGCUCUGAUGGAGGUGCAGAACAGACAGAAGGAGCAGAGGGAGCUGAGCAAGCGCAGGCGUAAAGACAAGGCCAUGAGUCUACAGGGAUCCACGCGCCCCGAGAAGACUGGCAGCAUGCCUGCGAAACGCUUCAGCAUGGAGGGUCUGUCCAACAUCCUGCAGACAGGCAUCAGACAGACCUUCGGGAGCUCAGGCACAGAAAAACAGUACUUGAACACAGUCAUCCCGUAUGAGAAAAAAGGGACUCCUCCAUCUGUGGAUGACUUGCAAAUGCUCACAAAAAUUCUUUAUGCCAUGAAAGAAGACAGCGAGAAGGUCCCAACCCUCCUGACUGACUAUAUAUUAAAAGUUCUGUGUCCUACCUAAAGUCCAGCGUGCGAUCUGCUGUUGGUGAGACCGUGAAGAGGACAAGCGUCUCCAUUCAUCCUCAAAUCAGAUCUCCAGUCCAGCUGCAUGAGCUCCCUUACCCAAUAUCAGCGAGGGACCCUGAACAUCUAACCAUCCUUCUCUUGCUUAUCUAACGACCUUCAACCUUGCUCAUCUCACUGCCCUUCCCGUAUUCACACAUAUCCACGAGGUUCAGACCACCACAGCGCCUGGUGCUUUACAUGUUUUCUACUACAUAUGUUACAACGGGCCAAAAGCCAUAUGGAACGUGUAAGAGUAACAGGUGAACUCUAAACGGUUUAACUCUUCGAUCAGGUACUAUUUUUAUUUUUCUUUGUAAAGAUAUGCCUGACAUAAGGCACAUACUGUACUACUCUGUCAUUCACAUCUGUUCAGAACACAGGAGAUGAGGAGAAGGGCAUUAUUAUUCACAAUCUUCUUAGAUGCAUCGUUUCGAGAGCACAUCUGAAAAUAAUCCAUCCAGACAUUCUGCUUUUUGCCGUUUUAGUAUUGUACCGAGGAGGUUGGUUGGAGAUACAGCAUGUUUUAGUGUUCUACAUUAAUGCCAAUUUAUAGGGAAAACAAAACCUUGUGACAUCUUUUUUUUAUUUAGGGUAAUUUGAGAUUUUUUGGUUUUGUUUUGUUCAUUCUGUGUAUGAUAUAUACUACAUGAUGUUGUUUAAUUGACGAUCCAUUUGUCUAAUAAAACAUUAUGUUUGAUUUUUUUUUUUACUUUAACAUUAACUGUCAUUCAUGCCUUGUGGUUACAUCUUUAAUGUAUAUAUUUCUUAUUUACUAAGGGACAUGGAGGAAUGUGAAGUAUUGCUGAGUUAUAGUUCCAAUAAAUGUUAAACCCUGUGAAAAUA
Messenger RNA from Danio aesculapii, 2383 nucleotides. It is a transcript of the gene fez1, whose product is annotated as fasciculation and elongation protein zeta 1 (zygin I). The transcript has 10 exons. The record is from RefSeq and is a predicted model, not a curated record. NCBI's taxonomy places the organism in Eukaryota, Metazoa, Chordata, Actinopteri, Cypriniformes, Danionidae. Bases 312 to 1496 code for a protein of 394 amino acids. Gene Ontology annotation, cellular component: cytoplasm; axon.